CGGCGCCUUUGUCAAGAGCAGUCGCAGCUGACAACUGAUAAUAUACGUGUAUAACUGAUAACACAAUGGCUGCAAUCAAAGCGACAUUUGCAUCGCGACAAUUAGCGUUUGUUGGCGCCAGAUCGAUGCAUGUUAAAUUGAAUGUGUCUGAUGAUCAAAGUGUUGCAUCAGCGCGUCCCUUUUCCGAGGUGCCACGUCCAGGAAAACUAAAGUUUAUACGCGGUUUUAUGCCGGGUGGGGAGUUUCACGAUAAAUCCUUUUUGGAAUUUACCACGACCUUGCGGCAGAAAUAUGGUGAUCUCUUUAUAAUGCCCGGUUCAUUUGGACGCAGAGAUACCGUGGUCACAUUCAGCCCAAAGGACAUUGAGAUGGUUUUUCGCAACGAGGGCAUUUGGCCACAACGCGAGGGUUUCGAUUCUCUGGUUUACUUUCGCGAACACAUUCGUCCGGAUGUAUUUGGGGAGAAGAAGGGUCUAAUAGCCACGCAACAGGAGGAGUGGGGCAAAUUUCGUUCAGCUGUUAACCCCAUUUUUAUGCAGCCCAAAGGUCUCAAGAUGUACUACGAACCGCUGUCCAACAUUAACAAUGAAUUCAUCGAGCGCAUCAAAGAAAUUCGUGAUCCAAAAACUUUGGAAGUGCCUGAAAAUUUUGUAGAGGAAAUGGGCCGAUUGAUCUUUGAGUCGAUAGCAUUGAUUGCCUUCAAUCGUGAAAUGGGCAUCAUUCGAAAGCGGCGAGACAAUCCUGAUGCACUAACGCUUUUCAGAACAUCGCGUGAGAUCUUUCAGCUCACUUUUAAACUGGAUGUACAGCCCUCAAUCUGGAAGCUUGUUUCAACCCCAACCUACCGCAAAAUGAUGCGAGCUCUCAACGAGAGUCUCGAUGUGGCACAGCGUAUGUUGGAAGAGAGUCGCUUGGAGCUGGAGCAAAAGCGAAAGUCGGCGGAGAAUAUGACCAGCACUAGCAUGAUGGAGAGAUUGGUAGAUAUCGAUCCUAAGAUAGCGUUAAUCAUGGGCAUCGAUAUACUCUUUGCUGGCGUCGAUGUCACAGCCACUUUUCUAUCUGCUUUAUUGCUCUGCCUUAGCAAGAACCAGGGAAAACAGGAAAAGCUGCGAGAGGAACUACUCCGGGUGAUGCCAACCAAGGAGACAUUGCUAGAUGAGGAACGGAUGAAGGAUAUGCCCUACUUACGUGCCGUUAUCAAGGAAGCAUUGCGCUUCUAUCCCAAUGGACUUGGCACCUUCCGCCAAUGUCAGUCAGAUGUAACUCUUUCGGGCUAUAAUAUUCCCAAGGGCUCACAGAUUUUGCUUGGUUCCAAUGCUCUAAUGAAGGAUGAAAGGUACUAUCCCCGAGCAGAUGAAUUCCUGCCCGAACGUUGGCUUCGCGAUCCCGAGACGAACAAGAAGACGCAGAUCAGUCCGUUUACUUUCCUGCCCUUCGGCUUUGGUCCUCGUAUGUGCAUAGGAAAACGAAUUGUGGACCUCGAAAUGGAGACAUCGUUGGCCAAAAUCAUACGCAACUUUUAUGUGGAAUUCAACUACGAUGCAUCCAAGCCGUACAAGUCCUUCUUUGUCAUGGAACCGGCUAUACCUUUUCAAUUCAAAUUCACUGAUGUCGAGCAGUAAUGCCCACACUUAAGCCAAAUUUGUAAUUGCCAUAAUUUUGUAUAUAUUUUACCCCCAUAAUUUAUUGAAUGGAUGAAAGGUAAUAUAAGUUAGUGCCAAUUUUAGUUAA
This is a messenger RNA of Drosophila innubila, 1731 nucleotides long. RefSeq names its product probable cytochrome P450 12d1 proximal, mitochondrial. The record is from RefSeq and is a predicted model, not a curated record. Lineage: Eukaryota; Metazoa; Arthropoda; Insecta; Diptera; Drosophilidae. The coding region runs from base 66 to 1622 and encodes 518 amino acids. The transcript is spliced from 4 exons. Gene Ontology annotation, molecular function: iron ion binding; oxidoreductase activity, acting on paired donors, with incorporation or reduction of molecular oxygen; monooxygenase activity.